Babjeviella inositovora NRRL Y-12698 is the source of this 5542-nucleotide messenger RNA. RefSeq names its product Bnr1p (gene BNR1). Lineage: Eukaryota; Fungi; Ascomycota; Pichiomycetes; Serinales. Gene Ontology annotation, biological process: barbed-end actin filament capping; mitotic actomyosin contractile ring assembly; actin filament bundle assembly. Bases 111 to 5426 code for a protein of 1771 amino acids. The record is from RefSeq and is a predicted model, not a curated record. The transcript has a single exon. Gene Ontology annotation, molecular function: actin binding; small GTPase binding. Gene Ontology annotation, cellular component: cellular bud neck; cell division site; mating projection tip.
CACAAACCACAGCCUACCUUUCUUAUACCCAUUUCUUUUACCUUUACCGUGUAUACCUGCCUACCAUCCCACCAAUUUAAACCACACAUUGCAUGCGACACCUGGAUGAAAUGACCGAUCCUAGAACCGGACUCUACCAGACGUUGGACGCUAGACCACCCCUACCGCAAAAGUCACAGUCGGCAUCCACUUCCAGCGCCAGUAUCCACUCCAGUAGUAGCUCUGGUAAACCCAAGGGAAUUUCCCGGUCUCCCACGGCCAUCACUAACAUCAGUGCCCUCGUGGCUGGCCCAGAGAUCACCGGGGCCCCCAAGUCUCCCAGAAGGCAGACAUCGUACUCUACCCGUCAUCCAUCUGUAAGUACUCCUAGCAUUGCCGCUACUACCAGCCCUUCUAGGGAUGCGCUUAAGCCGCCGCCUAGUAUCUCCCGAUCCAGAACGUCACCCGUGCGGCGGCGAGAGAGGGACACCAAAUUCCACGUACCCAUGCCCGACGACGCUACUGUGAGCAGACUCUUCUCCGAUAUGUUGGCCAAGAAGAGCAUCCGCGAAUCUCGAGGUCUAGCAAGCCUCUCUGCCAUCAGAAAGUGGGACUUACUCCGCAAGGAGGACACGAAAUGGGAACUGCUACGCAAGGACGAUUCAAGAUCCGGCCCCAUGGACACUGAAUUGUUUGCCAAACUGGCGGCCCCUGCUACUAGAGGCCGCAGCUACUCUACAAUGAAAAAAUGGGGUCUCUUCAACAAAGACGCCGAUGAUACCAGCAGAUCGUUCAUGCCAAACGGCACGGAGCCCAGGCUGGUGAGUCCCCUGGCGUGGGAACUGGAACCGAUGUCAGUCCCAAAAAUGCGCCUCUCUAAGGGAAACUGGAGCGAUGGAAUCUAUGCACAUCCAUCUUCUGGCACUAGUUCGUCGGCCAACCCAGAUUCAGAGCGGUCGCUUUCCUCCAGAAACCUCAAAGACGGUGUCCCCACCAAAGAUUCAGGCAAAUAUUCCAAAGAUGCUAAUAAGACCUCCAUAGAUUUCAGGGAAGAGUCACAUCAAAAAACUUCUUCCCAUGUUGCACCAGAGCCUUUGGUAGUGGAGAAACAGCGCGGGGUGAAGGUCAGGCGGCCAGUGGAUCCAAAGCCCACCAAAUGGACUUCUGAAGCCAAAUCUGUAUCCUACACACAUUCUUUUGGCGCACUGUCGUAUAUCGCGCAGCUCGAAGCGAACCGAAUCUCGCUCAAGUCGAUUAAGGCACUAGAGGCGAAGCUUUCGCAGUUCAAGGAGCCCGAGCAGAUGACAUGGCUCCAAAAUUUUUUCGCCCAGAAGGGGGCCCACCAGCUAUUGGUAUACCUCUCCACCAUCAACAUUCGCAGCAUCAAGACGAACGAUCAGCUAGAAAGUGAGUUUAUCAUCAUCAAGUGUUUUAAGCACCUCAUUGAUGCUGAGUCGUUUCUCGCGGUGAGCACCGAUGGCGCCGACGCCAUAGCGGUAUCCGAGCAACUUGCAAGUCAUGGCCGCUCGCUCAUCAUGUCGCUCAUCUCGCCGCGGAUUGGCACGCGCAGCUUAGUGACGGGAGUACUCACAUUUCUUACCUACAACUCGCCCGAGUCCUCACCCGCGCUUCUCUCGGACUUCAAACAGGUCAAGACGUCGCUUGGUGACCCCACGCGAUUCGAGAGCUGGCUCCGCGCCGUGGAGACGACGUUGGAUGGGCGCGGUAUCUUGGGCUCACUUGUAGGUGCGUCGUGGGCCGUGAAGCGCGAGCACAAAGCGCUGAGCUCCGCCGACAAAAUCCUCCUCGACUACUGCCUCACCACGCUCUUCCUCAUCAACUCGUUGCUUGCAAAUACUCACAGCCUCAAGCUGCGUGUGAAGUUGCGUAACGAACUCCGUACAAGUGGUUUGAGCAAGGUGUUUACCAAGAUCAAGGUGUUACAAAAGGACAAGCUCAUGGAGCAGAUCGAGAUUUACGAAGACUAUGCAGAUGAUGACUACGACCAGUUAAUGCUGGUGACGCAAGAAGAGAAGGAUAAGGCUAUGGUCCCCUCACCAAGCCAAUACUCCAUCUCUUCUGUCUCACGUGAGUUUUUACCUACCGAAGAGGCUCCUUCGUGGGGUUAUCUUCACGACGCUUUGUUAGUGCACUUCCAGGGCUCUGCAGACGAGCCACGGGUAACGUCAAUCCUCAGGAGUCUCAUUUACAUCAAGGACCAGCAGCCCGCCUCUGCCAGCCAGCUCUUGGUGUUGGUUGACUACAUCGUCAGGCACAUUGGCAGUGUCACUUCCACGACAUUGGAUCCCGAAAGCGUCAUCGCAGCCUCGAUCCAGCGCUUUAUGGACCGCUUGGAGACGGACAAAACAGCCAAGCGCGCAUUGAAAGAGUCCCACGACUUGACGGCUGAUAUCGCGAGAUUGAAGCAGGACAACGCGAACAUGAUCGUGAAGCUUCUGGAAAAGGCACAACUGAGUAAUGAGAGCGAGUUGCGAGUGCUCCAGCGUAUGUGCUACGAGCGAGAUCAGUGUAUUGUGAAUCUCCGUGAACAAUUGCUGGCUUUCUCUGGAGGCCAUGGUGGAUCUACCUCUGGCAUCGCUGAAAGUGAUAUUCGUGGCUUAUUGACUGAAUCGACUAAUCCUGUAACCGGUGCUGCAAUCGGUGACACUACUGUUUGUGGCGUUUCUACCGGUAUUGGUGGUUCUGUUACUAGUACUAUUGGUAUAGGAACUGAAUUUGUUACAUCCGAUACAGAUGCUUCUGUCUCGGGCUUUGUCCCUACCUCUGCUUUCUCCGAAACAAUUCCGUCGGUAUAUAACGUUCCGGUUUCAUGUCAAAGGAAUCUGCUAUCUGUCCCACUGGUGGAUGGCUCCACCCCAGUGCACCCCGAGGUAAGAACGGUGUUGGGUGUUCCGCCGUUGCCCCCUGGUUUCCAGCCAGGCGCUGUCACUGGUUCUCUGCCGUCUUCCACCGUCGCCGAUACUCCCACUCUUCUGGCCAAUACGUAUGGCACAAAUCCAGCUCUACUUUCGAUGGUCUCCCGACUCGAUCCUGAAUCUCCCUUUGCAGACACUUUGGAUAUUCCUACGCCUCCACCGCUUCCUGCUAACCUCCAGUCUGCUGGUACCCAUUCGCUUCUGGUCUUCCAACCAGGCGCACCACCACCCCUUCCAGUUGGGCCGAAACAUGGAUCUACUGAUUCAGCACCUCCACUUCCUCUGGUUAGUACCGGAAUCCCUCCAUUGCCUGUAACAGGCAAUCCACCACCACCACCACUUCCUUUCAACUUCCAGUCUGGAGACUCCGGAAUUCCGCCGCCACCGCCUCUUCCUUUAACUCUUACUGGUGCCAUCGCAGUCCCUGGUUUAACCGGAAUUCCACCGCCACCGCCGCUUCUGGCCAACGUCAAACCACCCGGAACACCUCCCCCAUUUGGAGGGCCCCCACCACCACCGAUGCCACUGAACUUACAGGACGCCUCAUUCAACAACAUUCAAGAAGUGGGCUCUGUUCCUGUUACCCCAUUCACGUCACGAAAAACAUCCGCAGCCGAUCCCGUGAUCCUGGUGAGGCCGAAGACCAAGCUCAAGCAAAUGCAUUGGGACAAAUUGCACAACGUGAAGAACACGUUCUGGAGCGAGUUCAAAGAUGAGGACGUCACACAAAAUCUCCUUAAAGUGGGAGUCUUUGAUGAUGUUGAAAAGAUGUUCCCGGCAGUCCCAUUCUCGCAAAAACUCAAGCUUAAACAGCGCAACGUAACAGAUGAGAAGUUCACCUUUCUCCCGCGAGACUUGGCCCAACAGUUCGGGAUAAACCUCUACAGCUUUUCCUCGCUCACCGAGCAGGAGUUGGUACACAAGAUCCUCCAGUGCGAUUCUGAUAUCAUUGAUAACAUGAACAUUUUGGAGUUCUUCAACAAACCGGAGUUGCUGGAGAUUGGGGACACUCUUACCAGGAACUUUAUGCCGUUUUCCACAGAUAUUACGAAGAGCCGCAAGGCCGAGCGCUCACCAGAGGAGUUGCAGCGCAUUGACCGCAUAUUCCUCGACACUUGCUUCAACCUCCGGAGCUAUUGGAAGGCCCGCUCGCGGGCGUUGCUCGUGGUAAAGACGUACGAGCGCGACUACCACGAUUUAAUGAAGAAGCUCAGCUUCAUGGAAGAGGGAACCGGAAUUGUACAGGCGUCGGAUAAAUUUAAGGGGGUAUUGACGAUCAUCCGGUCGUUAGGAAACUUUAUGAAUGACACAUCGAAGCAGUCCCCUGGUUUCAAGUUAGACACAUUGCAGCGGUUGAAGUUUGUUAAGGCUUCCGACAGUAGUGUCACGUUUUUGCACUACGUAGAAAAGGUGGUGCGGAACUCGUUCUCCGAGCUCGGUGAGUUUGCGGAUGACUUGCGUGACUUAACCCACCUUUCCAACCUUUCCAUUGAACAAAUUGAAUUGGAAUGCGAUCAGUUUGAAAAGCUGAUUAGCAACCUCGAAGCGUCACUUGAGCGCGGCAAUCUCAGCGAUCUGACCAAGUUCCAUCCGGAUGACAAGUUCAUGAAGUUUGUCAUCGGUCCGUUGAAGGAGGGGAGACGGAAGAAUGUGCUCUUGCAAUCCCGUGCCAAAGCCGCGGUUAGUGAGUUUAACCAGCUCCUUGUUACCUUUGGUGAGAGCACCAAGGAUUCAGCUGCCCGUAACAGUUUUUUCUCAAAGAUUUCGCACUUUGUGGCUGAAUACAAAAAGGUUUAUGUGGAGAACAUCCAGAAAGAGGAGGAAGAGAAGAACUAUCUCAGCCGCAAAAAGAAGCUCCAAGGGAAGGAAGUGGUCAAGGACCAAAUUUCAACAGAACGCGAACGGGAAGAAACCACCCGUGAGCUUCUUGAGCAAGCCAAGUCUGAGGCCAAGGAAGAAUCUGUCAUCGAUACUUUGCUAGAGAAGUUAAAGGCCGCUGGGCCUGUGUCUCAGGGCACCACAGCGCAGAAGAGGCGGGUCAGACGACGCCGAGCGUUGUCAAUCAUUGACGAUAACUACAUCAACCAGGAACCACCGGCCGACGUAGUUACUCGAACGUUUGAGAGUGUCCAACGAUUAAAAUCCAGGUUAAGUGAGCGUGAGCGAGGAAAGUACCUCACCGACAGAGCCCAUCGUCAGAACGGAAGUGCCGAUGACAACGACGAGGUAAUCUCGCGUGCCCACGCGUUGUUGAAGAGGUUGAAGGGAUAUGAGCCGUCCGACACUGAGAAGCUGGGAAUGGAGAUGAUGGAAAAUGAGAUGGUAAGGAAUACUGAAACUACAGAAGCGGGGAAGAAACAGGUUGAAGGUUUGGAAACAGUGGCAGUAUCGAUGCCAUUGCCUAUUACAAACAACGAAGCCGACCCGAUUCUCGUAUUGCUGGUAUCGCCCGAGUCAACUCAGGAUUCCACCAUGAUAUGGACACCACAGGUCAAAGAGGUGGAAUUGUAGGUUGGUUUAAACGUAUCUGCGGAUACCUGUUUCUAUUAUGUAGCUGGGUCUGAUUUUCUUGAAUACAAUUCGUAAAUUGAGAAAGCCAUGCAUACAAUUCAAAGAUUAUUUCCGCG